Molecule: messenger RNA, 879 nt
Organism: Saccharomyces cerevisiae S288C
Lineage: Eukaryota; Fungi; Ascomycota; Saccharomycetes; Saccharomycetales; Saccharomycetaceae
Gene: ORT1
Product: Ort1p
Exons: 1
Coding region: 1-879 (292 amino acids)
Cellular component (GO): mitochondrial inner membrane
Source: RefSeq, marked reviewed
AUGGAGGACAGUAAAAAGAAAGGAUUAAUAGAAGGCGCUAUACUCGAUAUAAUAAACGGUUCCAUUGCAGGCGCCUGUGGUAAGGUGAUCGAGUUUCCUUUCGAUACUGUGAAAGUCAGGUUGCAAACACAAGCAUCCAACGUGUUCCCAACAACAUGGUCUUGUAUAAAAUUUACUUACCAAAAUGAAGGAAUAGCACGAGGGUUUUUUCAAGGCAUUGCUUCACCUUUAGUUGGAGCAUGUCUGGAGAACGCGACAUUAUUUGUGUCUUAUAACCAAUGUUCUAAAUUUUUAGAAAAACAUACAAACGUUUCCCCGUUGGGGCAAAUCCUGAUCUCUGGUGGAGUAGCGGGUUCAUGUGCUAGUUUAGUUUUGACACCCGUGGAGCUGGUGAAGUGUAAGUUGCAGGUUGCGAACUUACAAGUUGCAUCAGCUAAAACGAAACAUACAAAGGUGUUGCCUACAAUAAAAGCAAUUAUAACUGAGAGAGGAUUGGCAGGAUUGUGGCAAGGGCAAUCGGGCACUUUUAUUCGAGAAAGCUUCGGUGGUGUUGCCUGGUUUGCAACCUACGAAAUAGUUAAGAAGUCGUUGAAAGAUAGGCACUCCCUUGAUGACCCAAAAAGAGAUGAAAGUAAGAUAUGGGAACUACUUAUUAGUGGAGGGAGCGCUGGAUUGGCAUUCAACGCCAGUAUUUUUCCUGCGGAUACUGUGAAAUCAGUAAUGCAAACUGAACAUAUAAGCCUCACCAAUGCGGUGAAGAAGAUAUUUGGCAAAUUUGGACUAAAGGGUUUUUAUCGAGGACUGGGUAUAACCCUUUUUAGGGCAGUACCAGCAAACGCUGCAGUUUUUUACAUCUUUGAGACUCUUUCUGCACUUUAA